Messenger RNA from Acanthisitta chloris (rifleman), 1305 nucleotides. It is a transcript of the gene ARHGDIA, whose product is annotated as Rho GDP dissociation inhibitor (GDI) alpha. The coding region runs from base 18 to 632 and encodes 204 amino acids. Gene Ontology annotation, cellular component: cytoplasm; cytosol; membrane. NCBI's taxonomy places the organism in Eukaryota, Metazoa, Chordata, Aves, Passeriformes, Acanthisittidae. The record is from RefSeq and is a predicted model, not a curated record. Gene Ontology annotation, biological process: Rho protein signal transduction. Gene Ontology annotation, molecular function: Rho GDP-dissociation inhibitor activity; protein binding. The transcript is spliced from 5 exons.
GGGUCGUGCCUGUGAGGAUGGCAGAGCAGGAGCCAACAGCGGAGCAACUGGCCCAGAUUGCAGCGGAGAACGAGGAGGAUGAACACUCUGUAAACUACAAACCUCCUGCCCAGAAGAGCAUCCAGGAGAUCCAGGAGCUGGACAAGGAUGACGAGAGCCUGCGCAAGUACAAGGAGGCACUGCUGGGCACCGUCACCGUGAGUGCAGAUCCCAACGCUCCAAAUGUGGUGGUGACAAAACUGACCUUGGUCUGUGCUACUGCUCCAGGACCCCUGGAGCUGGACCUGACAGGUGACCUGGAGAGCUACAAGAAGCAGGCGUUUGUGCUGAAGGAGGGCGUGGAAUACCGGAUAAAGAUCUCCUUCAGGGUGAACAAGGAGAUUGUGUCAGGGUUGAAGUACAUCCAGCACACGUUCCGGAAAGGCGUGAAAAUUGACAAGACCGAAUACAUGGUUGGGAGCUACGGCCCCCGAGCAGAGGAGUACGAGUUUCUGACCCCCAUGGAAGAGGCCCCGAAGGGCAUGCUGGCCCGGGGCAGCUACAACAUCAAAUCCAAGUUCACAGAUGAUGAUAAGACUGACCACCUGUCCUGGGAGUGGAACCUGACCAUCAAGAAGGAUUGGAAGGACUAGCCCUUCCCGAGGCCAAACCCCAGAGAGCGUGAAUCAGACAGUGGCUACCGUAGAAUUCCCCCCCUGUACCAAAGUGCUGACAUUGGAACCCUCUCCCCUGUCGCCCCAUUAUCGUUUGACCAGAGAGCUCAGUUUCGUACGCGCCCCCUCCCCAGAGAAUCGCCGAGUGCACUGGCCAACCCCUGCUGUCUGCAUCUGUUCUCCAGCUGCCCGUCCGGGGCUGUGCUGCCCCAGCGCCCAGGGAGCUCCCUCACCUGCCUCCCGCCCUCCCUGCCCGGGAGGUGCCAGAGGGGAGGGACUCCUGUUAGGAUCCUGCGCUUGGCUUUCCUGCACACAGCUCAGGGUAGCUACUGCCUCCCAGUAGCUGAAGAACUGCGGUGCCAGGCAGCUGUCGAAUCCAUUCAUUGGCUCAAAUCAUUUCGCCUGUCCCUUCUGCCCCGUCAGUGUCCCGGGAGCACUGGCAGCUUCAUUUGUGGAUGUUCCCUGUAACCAUGAUGCCUUAAUGUGUACCAUGUAUCCUCUAGGGAGGGGGCCCUGCCCCUGUUACACUUUUUAAUCGCCACCCGCCCUCCCCGUCCGUUGGCAUGGGCUCAGCUUGGUCACACCCCCCAUGGGUUAUUAGGAAAGAUUCACAACUUCCCGCUUUGCUGCUGGUCCGUUCCUCCCCCAAGAC